AUGAACAGGCACUCCUGGUUCACUCUGCAGUACAUCUCCAAGCCUUUCUGGAGAGCGGAGAAUCACAAUGCAACCAACUUCUUCUCUGCACUGUAUGGCUUCCCUAACCAAUCCUUCUUCCACAGCGAUUUGGACCUGGAGGACCUGGGGGACUUUGGCAGUGGGACUAGGUAUGAGGGCGAGUCCCAGAGCAGGACAGUGAAGGCCUUGCUGAUUGUGGCCUACUCUGUGAUCAUCUGCAUCUCCCUCUUCGGUAACCUGCUGGUGUGCCACGUGGUGAUCAAGAACAAAAGGAUGCACUCGGCCACCAGUCUCUUCAUCGUCAACCUGGCCGUGGCUGAUGUGAUGAUCACCAUCCUGAACACCCCCUUCACACUGGUGAGGUUUGUGAGCAGUACCUGGGUUUUUGGGAAGCUGAUGUGUCACGUAAGUCGCUUUGUCCAGUACUGCUCCGUCCACGUGUCCGUGCUGACCCUCGCUGCCAUCGCUCUGGAUCGGCACCAGGUCAUCAUGCACCCCCUCAAGCCACGCAUGUCCAUGGUGAAAGGAGGGAUUUGCAUCAUCAUCAUCUGGGUGAUGGCCAGCUGCUUCUCCCUGCCUCAUGCUGUGUAUCAGACUUUGACAAGAUUUUAUAUCGGGAACAGAACCAUACGCAUGGUCUGCCUCCCCAGCUUCCCUCCUCCUGCUGAUCUUUUCUGGAAGUAUUUGGACUUGACUACUUUUGUUCUCUUGUAUGUCCUGCCCUUGCUUGUGAUCUCCAUCACAUAUACCAUAGUGGCCAAGAAGCUCUGGCUGAGAAAUGCCAUUGGGGACCUCACCAUGGAGCAAUACUAUGCUCAUCAACGGAAGAAGAAGAUGACUCUGAAGAUGCUGAUGGUGGUGGUGGUUGUGUUUGCAGUGUGCUGGUUCCCCCUGAACUGCUACGUGGUGUUGAUCUCCUGCAGGGCCAUCCACAGCAGCAACGCUCUCUACUUUGCUUUUCACUGGUUUGCCAUGAGCAGCACUUGCUACAACCCCUUCAUUUACUGUUGGCUGAACGAGAGCUUCAGGUCUGAGCUGAAGUCUCUGCUGUGCGUGUGCCGGCGGCCCAGCGGGUCUCAGAGCCAGGCCCUGCAGCCCGUGUCCCCGCCGUGCCGGGCUGUGUCCCCCCCAUGCCAGCCCCUGUCCUCCCCGUGCCAGGCCAUGUCCCUUCCGUGCCAGCAUGCCUGGGCCAAGAGCUGCCACCAUGCAAGGGGCAACACCUGCCAGAAGGCAAGGGCCUCCUCCCAGAAGAACUCAGCCAAGACAGACAUCUCCAGUGUUCAGCCAGUUGUGGCAGAAAGCUGAAGCCUUCCUCCCACAGCCAACAGCACCGUGUGGGAACUGCAGAAUCACUGGAUAAAUGGCAUGCGAGGGGAUUGCUGGGGACUGUCUAGUCCAGCCUCCUGUCCAAAGCAAGAGCUCUUCAGCAUUCAGUGGGGCUGGUCAGGACCUCAUCCAGUCAGGUGUUUAGAAACGUGCAGUGAUGGAGUUCCCACAGGUGGGCUCCAGAGGGAGGGACCUGCUGAGUGAAUUUUUCAUUGGAACUGUCAGCAAAAAUUAAGAUAAUUUGUAAACAGCACAGAAAAUAUUCCAUAGGCUGAGUGAGGGCACCCACACUGCUGGUGCACGUGCCAGCUGGUGCACACAGGCUGGGAGCAAAACCAGCACCCAGAGGGGGCAAAGCCUUGGCAUGUGGAGACCAGGGGGUGCUGGCCAGGAGGCACCUCUUGUGCUGACACACCUGGGGCUUCGUUAGAGUCUCUCAGUGUUCCAACAAACACAUCAUUUUAUUUUCUAAGAAAACUGCUGUGUUUUGACACUGUCAGUUGACUUUUUUUAGCAUGAAGUCUAAAUUAUCUUCUGUGUCAUUAAUAUCUUAUUUUUAUCAGUCCUCAGGAGCUGUGUCCUUGAUGGUGCCAGCCUGUCUGUCUGUCCUGGAUUGAGCCCCCACAGCAGUGACAGCUGAACCUGGGCUGGAACCCCCACUGUAACUCCAUGUGUUGGGAACAGAGAUGCAGGUUUUAAAACCAAAAGGCAGGAGACAGGAAAAGCUUGCACUAAAUAAAAGGGUUCAUUUGUAAACCUUUAUAUACUCCCCUGCUCUGUAAAGCUGAGCAGCAAUAAAAAUGUGCCACAGCAAUUGCCCCUGAUACCAACCCUCAAGUUCCUGCUGCUCUUGGUGGUGAUAGAGUGGUCAGGUCCCUCAGCCAGGGUAGGGUCCCUCAGCUGUGGUAGUGGGGUCCCUUGACCAUGGUGGUGGUGUCCCUUGACCAUGGUGGUGAGGUCCCUUGGCCACAGUGGUGGAUUCCUUGGCCAAAGUGGGUUCCCUUGGCCAUAGUGGGGUCCCUUGGAGGUGGACAAGUGGCCCCAUGCCCAGCCCAGGCAGCUGCAGGUCUAACAGGUCAGGGUGGGAGCUGGCUCCAGCAUUUUGGCAGUGGAUUUAUAUCACCAGUGAGAAAUACCCAACAUCAAACUGGUGGCUGUAAAAAUUCACCAGUCACAAUUUUCUCUUCCUCAGAAAGAAUAACCAGCUUCUUUAUUCACAUCCAUUCGGUGCUGGUUCACCCUGUGCAAUUGCAAAGGGUUUAGCCUCUAAAGACUGUGAAAGGAAAAGUAGUCCUGUCCUUCCUAUGCAAAAUGACACAAACAACACUUGCACAGCAUGGCAUGCCCACUCAGGACUGGCAGUUUGCAGCAGGGGCAAACCUGAGUGAAAGACUAUUGAAAUUUGGAAACCAAGAUGCUUUCAAUAGGUACAAAACUGUUAACAUGUGACCUGAGAACAUAUUUGCAGCUAAAAAAUAAACUGUGAAGCUGAGGGAAGAGUAAGAGUAACAUGAAUCUUGCUUCUUCUUAAGAUGGUCAUGGGAAGGGGAGAGGCCAGAAGCACCCCAACAAGGAGUAGAAAGCUCCCAUGGCUUGAGACACCACAAAACCCUCCAGCGUUUCCACUGGCAGCGCUGUGAGGAAAUGCUCCCCUUCCUACAGGCGAGUGGAUCCAUCUGGCUGGAGAGCAGCCCUAUGGAAGGGGACUUGGGGGUCUUGGUGGACAGCAAGCUCAGCAUGAGUGAACAGUGUGCUGCAGGGCAAAGAAACCAACAGGAAGCUGGGCUGCAGCAGCAAGGGCAUCAGCACCAGAGAUACAGAAGUCAUCACCCCACUCAGAUAUGUUUCAGACCAUACCUGGAGUAUUGAGCUGAGUUCUGGUCCCUGGGACAGGCUGAAGAGGGCCCAGAGAAGGGCCACAAGGAUGAUCAAAGGACUAGAGGACCUGCCAUAUGAGGAGAGGCUGAGAAACCUGGGUUUGUUCAGCCUUGAGAAAAGAAGGCUUUGGGGAGACCUUAUCACCAUGUUCCAGUACUUAAAGGGUGGCUACCAAGAAGAUGGAGACUCCCUAUUUACAAGGAAAUGUCAAGGGGUAACGGACAGAAGCUGUUCCUGGGGAGUUUCUGAUCAGACUCCAAAAUAAAAUUUUUCACCAUGAGAACAGUUAGACACUGGAGUAAUCAUAGAAUCAUAUCAAAGAAUGGUUUGGGUUGGAAGGGGCCUUAGAGAUCACUCAGUUCCAACCCCCCCUUCAUGGGCAGGGACACCUCCCACCAGACCAGGCUGCUCCAAGCCCCAUCCAACCUGCCCUUGGACACUUCCAGGGAUGGAGCAGCCACAGCUUCCCUGGGCAACCUGGGCCAGGGUCUCACCACACUCACACUAAAGAAUUUCCUCUUCAUGUCUAACCUAAAUCUCCCCUUUUCCAGUUAAUCCAUUCCCACUUGUUGUCUCACUACAAGCCUGUGUAAAAAUCCCUCCCCUGCUUUCCUGUAGCCCCUUCAGACACUGGAAGGCUGCUAUACAGUCUCCCUGGAGCCUUCUUUCCUCCAGGCUGAACAUUCCCAAGUCUCUCAGCCUGUGCCCAGAACAGAGCUGCUCCAGGCUCUGAGCAUCAUCUUCAUGGCCUCAUCUGGACUUGCUGCAGGAGCUCUACGUCCUUUCCAAGGGAAGUGGUGAAUUCCGCUACAUUGAACAGUUUUAAGGCUCAGCUUGACAGGGUGCUGGGCCACCUUAUUUAAUCUAUAGUGAUACCUAGAAAGGUUGGACCAGAUGAUCCUUGAGGGCCCUUCCAACCUGUCAUCCUGUGAUUCUAUGACUGCUCAUUCCUGAGCAGGGCUGUGGGAGUGCCCUGUGGAAGGAUGCACUUAGGAGAGGAAAAUGAAGUGGAAAAAUCUCUUUAGAGAGCAAGGACCCACGACUGAUGUAUCUUCUCUGAUUCACCUACAAGAAAUGUAUUUAACAGACUUUCUAUGCGGGCUUUGCCCUGGGAGCCUUUAUUUUUUUGUGCUAAGAAAGAAGCAUCAGUGGAGCUGUGACCAGAGCUGGCAUGGGGGAGGCAGACACCCAGCCUUUCAUCUUACAAAUAAAUAACAGCACAAACCUGAUUUUACCACUAAGUUGGGUUUUUUACUGUCUGUAAGACUUGAAAUUCAUACCACUGCAAAUGGCAUUUCCAUAAUGUAACUGUCUGGAGGGUUUCUGCAAACAAGAUGCCUCUUGUUAAAAAACAAACCAACCACAAAUCCAAAUACACUAUUGUAAAGGUGAGUAACUGAAUGAGAUGUCUUUUCAUUCAAAUGUUCUUCUUUUUACAUUGGACAGAUUCCAUGACAUUAAAUACAGUUCACAUGUAUGUCCCAGCACCCUCCCAGAGAGCUGCUGCAGCUCUGGAUCAAACAAAUCAAACAGGGGCUGUUCUGGCUGCUCAACUCUUUCAAGGAUGGCAACUUGGGUCUGGCUGCCUCUGGCCUUUGCAGGGCGGGAAGGGCCAAGGUCAUGGCCACAACCUGCCUGUGUGCCCAGGGUGGCUGUGCAGAGAUGUCCCUCCCCUGGCCAGGUUUCUGCACGGGGCGCGUUGCUCCCUGGUGGAAAACGUUGGUUUCCCAACUGCACAUCCUGCAUGUCACACAAACUGUGCUUUCUUCACCAACAGUCUGCAGACUGGCAAUGCUGAGCUGCCUGAAAGAAAUAUAAUUGCCUUGAGGUGACUGUGAAAAGCUUAAAUUAAUGCAAAAGUCUGGCAAACUUUGCCAUCUUUAUAUGCAACCUUCUGCUGGAUGUGCUUGCUUAAAUACGAGCUCUGUUAAAAUUUCCAUGUGGUUGUAAUACAACAAGAUUUGAUUCACCAAUGUUUUUUGGAGGCUGAUAAUAGCCCAAUAAAA
Messenger RNA from Apus apus (common swift), 5231 nucleotides. RefSeq names its product G-protein coupled receptor 83-like. The record is from RefSeq and is a predicted model, not a curated record. Gene Ontology annotation, molecular function: neuropeptide Y receptor activity. Gene Ontology annotation, cellular component: membrane. The transcript has 4 exons. Bases 1 to 1326 code for a protein of 441 amino acids. NCBI's taxonomy places the organism in Eukaryota, Metazoa, Chordata, Aves, Apodiformes, Apodidae. Gene Ontology annotation, biological process: neuropeptide signaling pathway.